Molecule: messenger RNA, 669 nt
Organism: Micromonas pusilla CCMP1545
Lineage: Eukaryota; Viridiplantae; Chlorophyta; Mamiellophyceae; Mamiellales; Mamiellaceae
Exons: 2
Coding region: 1-669 (222 amino acids)
Molecular function (GO): protein binding
Source: RefSeq, a predicted model, not a curated record
AUGGGGCACGGCGUUUUAUACUGUUUGAGCAUACGAAACGAGUACGAAGUUCCGUACGUAGUACGGAAACCUUCCCCGAGCCUCGGACUUCCAACCUCGGACGACGCGAACGGGGAGGAGUUACGACGCGCGCGCCGCGCGUCACACCCGCCGCCGCCGCCGCCGCCGCCGCCGCGCGCGACGAUGGAAUCGAGAUGGGAUAACAGGCACAUCGCGCCGUUCGACGCGCUGCCCGUCGUGCCCGCGGACGGCCCGUGGACGCCGCCGCCGCACGAGUUCGAGCCGCCGCGCGCGUCGCGCCCGCCGCGCCCGUCGACCGCGACGCUCAAGGUUCGCUACGCCGCGGUGCGCACCGCCGAGGAUUUGCGACAGGCGAUCGUCUUCGCCGCGCGCGAGGACGACCUCCACGGCCUGCGAUGGCUGCUGCGCGAGUUCCCGAAGAUGCCGCGCGACGACCCGACGCCGGUGGAGCGCGCGGCGGAGCACGGGCACUUCGAGACCCUCAAGUGGCUCCGCGCGCGCGGCUGGCCGUUUUCUCCGUGCGCCAUCGGCGCCGCCGCGAGCGAAGGCAGACUGGAGAUCGUGCAUUGGCUGCGAAAGGACGGGAACGUGUGGUCCGGGAUGUCCAACUACAAGCAGCGGGUCCACCCGGAGUAUCCGAACAUGUGA